AUGGCUACCCCUGCAUCUGAAACCGAUUCUACACACACUUCCCCUCCUAUCUCCACCAUCCUUCCCUCCUCCGUCCUACCAACACAGCUCCAAAAUGUGCAUCAUCACAUCUCGGAAAAACUCACCCAAGACAACUACAUUCUCUGGCGUUUUCUCAUGGUUCCCUUCGUAGAAGGUCAAAAUCUGUUCAGUGCUAUUAUCUCCACCCGCUUCGUAGAAGCCUUACCCCAUGUCAUUGGACUCUCAACUUCCAAUGAAGUAUGGCUCACAUUGGAAACUUUCUUCUCUGCUCAAUCUCAAUCCAGAAUCAUGCAACUCAAACAACAAGUGUCCACCUUAAAGAAAGGAGGUCAAACAAUCUCCACUUAUUUUCAGAAAGCACAGGGAUUCUCCCAUUUAUUAGCAGCUGUUGGCAAACCCAUCGAAGGUUCUGAAGUGGUCUCUCACAUCCUUGCUGGACUUGGUGCUGAAUGUGAUCCUCUUGUCACAUCUGUGACUACAAGGCAAGAUUAUAAUUUUCUCAAUGAUCUUUAUGGUUAUAUGCUUUCCUAUGAGUUGUGUCUAGAGCAACACAAAUCUGCCAUGGAGUUAAAUAUUGCCAAAGUCCAUAUUAUUCACGAAACAACCGUGGAUACAACUUUGGAUAUCGCAACAACAAAUUUUCACGUGGUAGAGGCCGUGGUCAUGGUAGAGGACCACCUCAGCAAUUCCCUUCAUAUAGUACCAGCUCUUCCCAGCGCCUGA
Messenger RNA from Alnus glutinosa, 744 nucleotides. RefSeq lists its product as uncharacterized. The coding region runs from base 1 to 744 and encodes 247 amino acids. NCBI's taxonomy places the organism in Eukaryota, Viridiplantae, Streptophyta, Magnoliopsida, Fagales, Betulaceae. The record is from RefSeq and is a predicted model, not a curated record. The transcript is spliced from 2 exons.